Encephalitozoon hellem ATCC 50504 is the source of this 537-nucleotide messenger RNA. RefSeq names its product putative DNA replication protein kinase. The record is from RefSeq and is a predicted model, not a curated record. Bases 1 to 537 code for a protein of 178 amino acids. Gene Ontology annotation, molecular function: nucleic acid binding; zinc ion binding. The transcript has a single exon. Lineage: Eukaryota; Fungi; Microsporidia; Unikaryonidae.
AUGAAGAGCUACAAAGUAUUCAAGAAGCCUUACAUCCUCAUUGAAGACACUAAGAACAAGUACCAGCCAUUUUACAAGGAAUACGCCAACUCAGAUGCCCCGAAGCUUCACUUAGACAGCCCGACGCUAUGCUGUCCAUUCCAGGCAGCUAAGAAGUACAAACAAUCAGGUAAGCGUAGGCACACUAGAGAAGGUUUUUGUGAGGUUUGCUAUGUCAGGUUCAGUAACUACGAAGAGCAUAUCAAGGAGUUCGAACACAGGGAGUUUGCCAGGGACAACUCCAACUACAAGAAGCUUGACGUAUUCAUAUCAACCUCUGCAUUUGAAAACACAGGCCCGUCAGAGGAGUAUGUUCCGCAGUCGCCAACCUUCAAGCUAACCCCGGCUUCCAGUGAAAGGAAAUACAAUGGCACCUGCCUGAACGAUAACGAAAAGUGCAGCCAAACGCUCCAUUUUUCCCUUGUCAGUACAGAAGGUUGUUUGGGACAGGAUGCCAUGCUGUUUGAUCAUUUUAUUGCCGAGAUAUUUGAUAAAUAA